This is a messenger RNA of Alnus glutinosa, 3380 nucleotides long. Its product is annotated as N-terminal acetyltransferase A complex auxiliary subunit NAA15. The coding region runs from base 165 to 2867 and encodes 900 amino acids. Gene Ontology annotation, cellular component: cytoplasm. NCBI's taxonomy places the organism in Eukaryota, Viridiplantae, Streptophyta, Magnoliopsida, Fagales, Betulaceae. Gene Ontology annotation, biological process: N-terminal peptidyl-methionine acetylation. The transcript has 26 exons. Gene Ontology annotation, molecular function: protein binding; protein-N-terminal amino-acid acetyltransferase activity. The record is from RefSeq and is a predicted model, not a curated record.
AACCUCAGAAGUUUUUCAUAUUGUGCGCAGUAGGGUUGAACUUGCAGCAGAUAAACGCCACCUCUCUCUCUAUCUCUCCCUCAUCGCAGCCCUUAAUAUAAAGACAGGCCCCAAAUCCUCGAGGCCCUCUCUUUCUCUCUUGCUACACUCUCUGUGUGGAAACAAUGGGUGCCUCGCUACCUCCCAAGGAGGCCAACCUCUUCAAGCUCAUUGUUAAAUCGUAUGAAACUAAACAGUACAAGAAGGGGCUGAAGGCAGCAGAUGCCAUAUUGAAGAAGUUUCCAGACCAUGGAGAAACUUUAGCAAUGAAGGGUCUAACAUUAAAUUGCAUGGACCGUAAAUCCGAAGCAUAUGAGCUUGUUAGGCAAGGAUUAAAGAAUGACCUCAAAAGUCAUGUUUGUUGGCAUGUUUAUGGUCUCCUUUAUCGCUCAGACAGAGAAUAUAGGGAGGCAAUCAAAUGCUACCGAAAUGCGCUGAGGAUAGAUCCAGACAACAUUGAGAUACUACGGGAUCUUUCACUCUUACAGGCACAAAUGCGUGAUUUGACAGGUUUUGUUGAGACAAGACAACAACUUCUGUCUCUGAAACCAAAUCAUCGCAUGAAUUGGAUUGGCUUUGCCGUUGCCCAUCACUUAAACUCAAACGCAUCAAAAGCGGUUGAAAUUCUUGAAGCAUAUGAAGGGACGCUAGAAGAUGAUUAUCCUCCAGACAAUGAACGUUGUGAGCAUGGGGAGAUGCUCUUGUACAAGAUUUCUUUGUUAGAGGAAUGUGGCUUCCUUGAGAGAGCUGUUGAGGAGUUGCGCAAGAAAGAGUUAAAAAUUGUUGACAAAUUGGAUUAUAAAGAGCAAGAGGUUUCUCUUCUGUUGAAGCUUGGUUGCCUAGAAGAAGGUGAAAAAUUGUACCGAGCAUUACUUUCCAUGAAUCCUGACAAUUACAGAUAUUAUGAAGGCCUGCAAAAAUGUGUUGGGCUAUAUUCAGAAAAUGCCCAAUUUCCUCCAGAUGAAAUUGAUCGGUUGGAUGCCUUGUACAAAUCGCUUGGGCAGGAAUACAAGUGGUCAUCUGCUGUUAAGAGAAUACCACUUGAUUUUCUGCAAGGCAACAGGUUUAUGGAAGCAGCAGAAAAUUAUAUUAGACCUCUCCUAACUAAGGGAGUUCCAUCAUUGUUCUCUGAUCUGUCUCCUUUGUACGAUCACCCUGGCAAGGCAGAUAUUCUGGAGCAACUUAUGCUCAAUUUGGAGCAUUCAAUAAAGACAACCGGCCAAUACCCUGGGAGGGCAGAAAAAGAGCCCCCUUCAACACUUUUGUGGGCGUUGUUUCUGUUGGCUCAGCACUAUGACAGACGAGGUCAAUAUGACAUUGCUCUUUCUAAGAUUGAUGAGGCUAUAGAACACACUCCAACUGUGAUUGAUCUGUACUCUAUCAAGAGCCGAAUAUUGAAGCAUGCGGGUGACCUGGCAGCUGCUGCUACAUUGGCAGAUGAGGCUAGGUGUAUGGAUCUUGCUGAUCGUUACAUAAAUAGUGACUGCGUUAAGCGAAUGCUGCAGGCUGAUCAGGUGGCUUUGGCGGAAAAAACUGCUGUAUUGUUCACGAAAGAUGGAGAUCAGCACAACAACCUUCAUGACAUGCAGUGCAUGUGGUAUGAACUUGCUUCUGGUGAAAGUUACUUCCGCCAAGGUGAUCUUGGGCGUACCCUGAAGAAAUUUUUAGCUGUAGAGAAGCACUAUGCUGAUAUUACUGAAGACCAAUUUGACUUCCAUUCUUAUUGCUUAAGGAAAAUGACUCUGCGUGCCUAUGUGGAAAUGCUCAGAUUUCAAGAUCGUUUGCAUUCUCAUGCAUAUUUUCACAAAGCAGCAGCUGGGGCUAUCAGGUGCUAUAUAAAACUGUAUGAUUCUCCUCCAAAGUCAACAGCCGAAGAAGAUGAUGAUAUGUCCAAGAUGCUUCCUUCUCAGAAAAAGAAAAUGAGGCAAAAACUGAGAAAGGCAGAAGCACGAGCUAAGAAAGAGGCAGAAGAAAAACACGAAGAAUCAAGUGCUGCUGGUGCCUCUAAGUCUGGAAAACGACAUGUCAAACCUGUAGAUCCAGAUCCACAUGGGGAGAAGUUGUUGCAGGUUGAAGAUCCAUUACUGGAAGCUACAAAGUACUUAAAGUUGCUUCAGAAGAACUCGCCUGACUCCUUGGAGACACAGCUGCUCUCUUUUGAAUUAAAUAUGAGGAAGCAGAAGAUUUUGCUUGCUUUUCAGGCUGUUAAGCAGCUGCUGAGGUUGGAUGCUGAACACCCAGAUUCGCAUCGCUGUUUGAUUAAAUUCUUCCAUAAAGUGAGGUCGAUGGCCGCUCCCGUCACUGAUACUGAAAAACUCAUAUGGAGUGUCUUAGAAGCAGAGCGUCCAACAAUCAGUCAAUUGCAUGAGAAAUCUUUGAUAGAGGGAAACAAGAUUUUCCUUGAAAAACAUAAAGAUUCUUUGAUGCAUAGAGCUGCUGUUGCAGAAAUGCUUUUUGUUUUGGAACCUGACAGAAAGUUGGAGGCUAUUAAAUUAAUCGAAGAGUCAACCAACAACAUGGUGCCCAAGAAGGGGGCACUUGGACCAGUGAGGGAAUGGAAACUCAAAGACAGUAUUGCAGUCCACAAACUCCUAGGAGCAGUACUUAAUGACGAUGCAGCUCAAUCAAGAUGGAAGGUGCGUUGUGCUGAGUACUUCCCGUACUCUACGUACUUUGAGGGGAGCCGCAGCUCUGCCAUGCCGAACUCAGCAUACAACAAGACAAGUAGGAACUCAGAAAAUGGGAGUGCAAACCAUUCAGGUGGUGAAACUGCAGAUUCCCUUGCAUCAAAUGGAAAACUAGAGGCAUUUGCGGACCUCACUGUCUGACCAUGGUGUCGAGCGUGCGAUUCUGCCUAUGUAUUUGCGAGUCACCACGGUUGAAUACUAACUCAGAGGACCAAGCUGUGGCUGAGAAAUGUGGUGGGAGGAGAGUAGGUUGCAGCUCAUGGAUGAAGAACUUGGGAGAUUUUGAGCAAGUUAUGGUGAUCGCAGUAUAGGAAUUUCUUCUUUCACCAGUUAUACCUCGCCCAAUUCUGAGAUGUAUUCUAUUUGCAAAUGUGUAUAAUUUUCACUUUCAUUGUGGUUUUAGGGUUGAGUUUUUUAUUUGCUCAGAUCAUAGACAAAGGUGCUCCGUGGGUUUGAGAUUACUAUUUAUCUUCAACAGAAUUUUUUGGUUUUCUGGAGUACCUGGUCCUACGUCCAGCCAGCAGUUCCCCGGGGCUUCUUGUACUUGCCUGUUUGAUUGGCUUAUUUAUUAUGUAUAAACAUUAAAUUAUGUGAAAAUUUUGCUGUGGAAUUCAUACACUAUAUCUACAACAAUCGGCAAAUUUUGAUCUUGUA